Molecule: messenger RNA, 2265 nt
Organism: Danaus chrysippus (African queen)
Lineage: Eukaryota; Metazoa; Arthropoda; Insecta; Lepidoptera; Nymphalidae
Source: the annotation of a GenBank genome assembly
AUGAAAGAAAAUGGUUUAAUAACAGACGUCGAUUUUAUGAAAAUGCCGAAAGAUUGUUUAAGAGCAAUAAAGUUUAUUGUGGAAAUUCUUCUUCACCAUAUAUAUCCCUUAAUAAAACGAAUCGGUAACAAAUUAAAUAAUGAUACAUCUGAUGCUUUGCCUGAAGAAUAUGCAAUUCAAAUAAGCAAUGUUUACACUUUGUGUUUAGACCAAAUAAAGAAGUCUGUUAUGACUUUGAUACAUGUUGUGAAAUUGGAAAGUGAUAAAAAACUUUAUCUACAGGAAAGUCGUAACUGUACAUUGGAAAGGCUGACAUGGUGUUAUAAUAAAUUAUUAUCAAUUGAAGCCUUAUUAAACACACCUAAUGAUGAUAUUGAUCCCAAUUACCCUAUACUAGCUAUAACUAUGUAUUUUGUAAAUUGGAUUGAUCAAACAUUUGAGGUCCUCAACAAAUUAUCUAGCAUUGUCUAUAAAACAGAUGUUAAGGAUGACGAAGAAGAAUACAAGAAAUGGAAGAAUGAAAUUGUUGAAUGUGUGUUGAGUCUUCACACAUCUAUAGAUGAACUUUUGUUGUCCGCAUUAACUCUCUGCAAAUACUGUUUGCCUGACGACCAACCUGUGGUUAAAGCUCAUUGCCAAGUGGUGAUGAGAGAAACAAAUGCACUUCUGAGUUACCUUAUUGAGGGAGAUCUAAAUACUGUCAAGGCUACACCUGAAACACUGAAGCUACCAAUAAAUCCAUCUAAUAUUAAUGUACUGAUUGAUGUAUUUAAGGAUGUUUUGUAUGUAUUGGAAACAAACACAAAUACCGCCUUGCUGGCAUUAGUUGUUCAUUGUUUUAGUCAAAGUGUGUCACCAGCAAACAUGUUGAAAGAGCAUUUUGAUGUCAGUUCAGGAACAUGUAUGUGUUGUAAUGAUAGUAAUGUUGUGGAUAAUUGCAAAGUUAUUAAGGAAUUUGAUUUGCAUAAUGAAAGACUGCUGAACAUUGGAUCAUUUGCUAUGUCGUGUUCUUCGGAUCAGAGAAGAAUACUAUCUUUACGAAGUGGCCUUGCGAGUCUAGAAGCAUUGGACCCACAUUUAGUACCGGCGGUGAUGACGUCAUCAAAGAGUCUUCACUCAUCAAUACUUAUUGAUAUUUGGAAUCAAGAGGUCAAACAAAUAAGGGAUGGGAUAUUUUUAAUUGUUGAUCCCGCAGCUUUUGCCGAUAAAGUUAAACAAAUGAUGCAUCAGAAAAUUCAGGAAAUAACUAAAGACAGUGCAUAUAAUAAUGCAAAGACCUGUACAGUGAUCAACAUGGGCUGUGUUGUGUAUGAGUUCUUCAAUGUAUACAAACAGUUUGAACCGGAUGCAUUGAGCUCUCAUGAACUUUUGACGCCUUUGUUACGAGAUUUGAAUAAAGUUCAAAUGGAAUGCAAAAUCGUGAGCAACUUAUUCUGUCAAGCGGACGAUCAUAAGUACAACGUGAAAAAGACACAAAACAAAAAUGCUUCAUUUGGACAGCUUGUAAAGAGAUUGAAACUGCUCUACAAAUUAGUCAAAAGUAUAAAUAAUAUAUUAAAUCCAUCAGAAAACGAAUUUUACGAUGAACCAGAAAUGAAAGACAUCACUCAGACUAUACUGAAUGGAAAUACUUACGUUGCAUCACCGAGAAAAAUCAAUAAUAUGACUAGAAGUAUAUUUGCAAGAACAAAUUUAAGAUCUUCCACAGGAAAAUUUCCGUUAGCUGUUCUAACAAAACAUAUGAAGGCUAGAACGAAUAAUGAACUGAGUUUCUCAGUACAAUUGGACCAAAUAUGCAAUAUAUCUGACAUAAAAAUAAAUCGAGAAGCUUCUAUACUGUAUCAGACACCUUUAAAAACACGUUCUUUAAGAAAGGCUGUACUCAGUAAGGUUGUGCCUAUAGAUCUAGAACAGAAAUGGAAUGAUACGGAAAAAAACAUUUCGGAAAGGGAAAGUAUGAUUGAGGACAAUAGCUUGCAAAUUACAGAUGUCCUGAACCAGAUAAACGAUUUAAUGUGCAACAUAACGGCAUCAAAAAGGAGCUUAAAUUCAACAGUUUUCACGGAGAAGUCUCGUUAUUUAAGUAAUAAGAGUACUAUGAAAUUUGACCGCGUUUGGGACAUUAGUGUCGACGAUGUCGGAGAUUUGGGAGUGUCGAAUGACGCGCCAUCAGAAAUAAACACUCUGGAGAGAAUUAACGAUCUUUAUUUGGUUGAAAGUAAACUGAGCGAUUUGAAAUCGGGACAGUUUGAAACUAGCGUAUAA